AUUUUUUUUCUUCAAAAAGCGAAACGAGAAAGAACUUGGUGGCAACGUUGGAAAACUGCAGACGAUUUUAAUAUCAAACAACGAACAUGGAAGAACCACAACCGGAUUAUACCAUCGAGGAGCUGUUGGUGCAUGGGCCAGUCUAUGCAGUAUCCAAAGUAAUAAGAUCUGUGUUGGAUUCACCCAUCUCUCAUGUGGCGGCUGCCAACAAACUUCACACACUGUUCACGCAGAAAGAAUACGUCACAGACACUACAGUUGAUUGCUACUUGAACAGAUUCUUACUGGUUGUGUUGAAGCUUCCCAGCUCUGAAGAAGGCAAAAAAACUGUAUUCCUUGAAAUUCUGGACAAAGUCAUCUUUGGGGAGGACUCGGCUUUUGUGUCCCUGCUGAUUCAAAGAACUUUAAUAACUUCUAAAGUCCCAUCUGAAGCUGCCGCAGAUAUUUUCUGUUAUUUGGCUGUCAAAUUCCAUCGUCAGAGGAAUUUCUUCAAAUUCGUCACCUUACUGAUCAAUGCCGUUAAUCACAGCAAUCACUCAAUGGUUGGUUUUUCACUUCAUCCUCGAUUGCUGGAAUGCAUGGCAGAAUGUGCAGUGAAGCUGCCCAUCACCCAAAAUCUGACACUGUGGAGAACCAUUUGCAAAGGUUUAGGGGAAGAUUGGACCAAAAACAUAAUUUCAGAAGGAGACUUUCCUCAGCCUCGAGUAGCAGCGCAAGUUCUGGGUGUCCUUUUGCUGAACAUCAAACUCGCCGAUUACUCCAUCCGGGAUGAAACAAUGGACGAAGUGCUAACACAAUUCAGUAAUGUGAGCAGUAAGCUGACAAUACUUAUGGAAGCGGCAAUCAAAAAUCCCAAGGGAUUCGUUUCGCCAUUGCUGACGCUUGCAUUUGCUUACGGAGAACUCCAUCAGCUGUUGCUCUUGUACAGUCCAUUGUACGCCGAACGCCAGUCUGAUAAAACAGAGUGUCAGGUAUCGGACGUCAAAGACGAAGUGUGGGAUUUCAACUUCUUCCACACUUACGCGACUAAUGAGCAGUGGUUGCAACUGGCUGAUGCUACGCUAAAGUCUCACGUUAGCUUAUGGGCUCCUCUCGUGUUACAAAAGAUCCGCUACCUUAUUCUCUUCAGCGGUCGCAGCCGAAAUGACAAGGAGAAAUUGCUGAAAAAACUCAUCGACUACCUGAUGGAGCACUUUGAUCUUUGCCAAUCGCUGUGGCUCAACAACAUCAAGUACGUCUUGCCCUUCAUGUCGCAACGGCAGGUGGGUGUCAUCGGCAAGAAGAUGAUUGAAUCGCCUCAAGUUUGGAAGUCGGUCCUAUCCGACCAGGACGUGACAGAGAAACGCACUUUGCAAAUGAGUUUGAUUUGUUCAGUAUUCGGAUCCAUUCACGAUCAGAGCCGCAAGCGGAAAUCGGAAGAAGACGCUCUACCCCUUUCAUCUGGAACCCUGUCGGUGCUGCGACUGUUUUCAAUGCACCACGACUUUUGGAUCGGCAGCGUCGAUCAGUCGAAUAAAAAGGUGACGACAUCUCUGCGUCAAUCAGCCGAACUUUUACAGGAAUCGAUGCGUCAAGUCGAGUCGACCACCACGGAACGCGAUUUAACCGAAUUAUUGCGCCCCCUGGACAUCCUGGAGUGUUUACCGCUGGAAUACGUCCUGGGACCCGUCCAUUCUGGUUGUCUGAUGGGUUUGCUCAGUCUCCUGCUCAGUUGCACCCAAGAACAAAUCAAGAGUCGGAUCUGGCUGAUGAUUGUGCGCCUUUUGGACGCUGAGAAAAACUCGUCGCUUUUCGAAUACUUUCCCUGCACAGAGUUUAUGAUUUGGGCCGUUUCCAACACGAAAGAGCUGCCCGAUUGCGCCCUGAUCUUCUCCACGCUGUUUGACGAGAUGCUGCGAUCGCCAAAGUCUGCCAAGGAAUGUUUUGUCUGGAUUAAAACGGCCGACCUUUCCGCCACGGCCCUUCCCGUCACCGUUCUGGCCAUCAAGAAGCUCAUCAAACACAAGAAAAUCGAUGAAAAAAUGUUCAGCACCGUUCGCAAACGGUUCCUCAAGACAUUCGAGCAAGGGCUGGAAAAUCGAUUGAUUGAUGCCCUGGAAGGAGCUCAUUGUCUUCUGGAAAUCUUUGUGGAUCAACAUUCGAAAACGGCCAAAGAAACGACAGACAAACCGCUGAAAAUCAAGGAAUUGCUGAAUAACCUCCCCAAAGUGGUGGAAGCCGCUCGCAAGGGUUUAAUGUCAACAGAUGAAGCGGUCGGUUUGGCUAGCGCCGAGUUCCUGGGUCUCCUGCUGGCCCACCAGCCACUGCUGUGCAAAUAUGUCACCAAGGACAUCAAAAUGGGCACUUGGAACGCGUACCGCCAGAGUCCGAAUGCGACGAGAUGGGACGAUCGACUCUUGCGUCAACUCAUCUCCAAGUCCAACCUGAAAGAGUUUCACGUGAUGACCAACGCCAUGAUCGACGACCUGCAAUCGGCUUCGCUUCAAGCCCUGGAUGAAGAAAUGGUGGAUGAUGUGGCCGUUGAAUUGGACGUGCGCCGAGUCAGUUGUUUCUUCCGCCAUCUGGUGUCGGCCGAUUUACCUGUCAGCGAGGAUCGUUUUGGUGUCCGGCUGCAAGUGCUCCAGACGGCCUUGCCCUUGGUCCAGCAUCUGGUCCUGUCGGUGUGUCGCAAUUACGACUCGGUGGAUCGAGUCGUCCGCCUGGCCAUCCCACCGAUGGGCAUCUACCUGUCGCUGUUGAACAUGAACGACUCGUUCGCCUAUCCACACGACCUGACGUCUCCGCUGCACGCCUGUCUGGCCCUGCCGCUGAACGCUGACAUGUCUGCCGAUCAUUUCGAAUCGAUUUUCACGGUCAUUUACAAAACGGUCCAUUAUUUGCUGACGAAGCACCAAGAAGUGGCGGCCGAUCGUGUGCCGGUGUUGCUGCAAGUUUACCGUCGCCUGAUGGCGUGCACUUGUUCCCGCUCCGACUCGCGCCGCUCUGCCGGUGAUUCGGAAGUGGCCAGUUUGACGGAUUCGGCCAACCGACUGGCCCGUCUGGCGUCGGUGAUCAACACGCAACCGUUGCGCUACCGCCGGGCGGCCGCCUACAUCAUCGUCGACCUGCUGAGCGACUUGAAGAAGCAGCCGCUCUACCCGACCGUCAAACAGGAGCUCACGACCGCUCUCUACCACCUGAUGGAUUUGUUGGACCAGCACGCCAACCGAUACCUCAUGGCUGUCUUGCCCUGCGGCAUUCACGAACUCUUCCGCCUCGAAUACGAACACUACGAAAAGUUUUACAAAUUCAAGGGAAAAGUUUAACAAAAAAAUAAAAAUUUAUUUCUUUCGACUAA
Molecule: messenger RNA, 3337 nt
Organism: Daphnia pulex (common water flea)
Lineage: Eukaryota; Metazoa; Arthropoda; Branchiopoda; Diplostraca; Daphniidae
Exons: 4
Coding region: 87-3305 (1072 amino acids)
Biological process (GO): ribosome biogenesis
Cellular component (GO): nucleolus
Source: RefSeq, a predicted model, not a curated record